Molecule: messenger RNA, 3159 nt
Organism: Leishmania braziliensis MHOM/BR/75/M2904
Lineage: Eukaryota; Euglenozoa; Kinetoplastea; Trypanosomatida; Trypanosomatidae
Exons: 1
Coding region: 1-3159 (1052 amino acids)
Source: RefSeq, a predicted model, not a curated record
AUGCCGGCGUCCCAUUCGCUUGCGUUGCCACUUUCCGCCGACUACGCGCAUAACCCACGCGAGGGCUUCUCGUUCUUUCGGAGCAGUGGCAGCGGCGCCAGCCCUGCGCAGCCAGACGCCGCCAACACGACUACCUUGGACCGCUACUUGGAUGAUUUGUGUGCCUUCCUGCACAGCGCCAGGCUAAUCCAGUCCCACCCGGACAACUAUUUUCAGUUCAUCCGGGGCGAGACGUGGGCCGCGUCAGGCGUGCACUUUGACCGCUCCCCUGUCCAGGCAGAGGAGCUCGCGUACACCCAGUCGCUGCUGAGCGCGUUCAGACCACUCUUGCAUGGCGAUGGCGCCAUGGCGAAGCUGCGUGCGCUGGUGCGCGAUGGUCCACCGACAAGUGCAGCGCAGUGCGUCGGUCCACUGACCGGCGACUUCCACACUUCGCCGGCUUCGUUGUUGCCCGCCAGCGCCGCCUCUCUGGCCCCACUUCAGGAGUUCUACGCCGCCACGCGGCGCUUAAUGCUCGGCCGUGCACGGCGUCUUGAGAACGACGCCGCCGGUUUCACACUCUUCACAGAGGCUGAGCGGCUGGCCAUCGACCGCGACUCCGCCAGUGCCCAGGCGCAGCGACAGCACGAGCAUGACAUACUCGAUUUCGUUGUGUCACUAGGCAUGAAUGCGAAAAAGCAGCACGAGGUACGCAUCAUGCGAGAGACAAUACGCGAUCUGGUGCUGUGCUGCAACGCCAGCGUGGAACAGACGUCUGUGGCGCGAUUGCAGGCAGGGGAAGCGGACAACGGGAGGGAGGGGGGCGGGGAACACUGCAGUGGCAGCGCUGCUCAGGUUCGCACGAUGAUCAACAUAGGCGAGGGAAAGGGUUACGUGUCACGUGCAGUGGCUCUGUGCGACAGACUCCAGGUGGUCGGCCUCGACUGCAAUCCCGCUCACAAGGAGCGCGCUAUGGCGUGCUUUGAAUCGCUCUUGGAGAUGAGCCUCUCCUCACGCGAUGGGCAACCACGCGUGAACCUACUGUACGAGCCGCGCGGCCACGUGGCGAGUAUCGCCUGCCGCGUCGAGGAGAAGGUGGACUGGGAGUCGCUGCUGCAUGGCCACGUUCGAACGUGCGCGGACCCGUGUUGCGAGUUAUCCAAGAGAUGCGGUGACGGCACAUAUGCGGCUACGGGACAUCGUGCAGAGGAGCAAGGCGCUAUCGCCGAAGGCGGUGCCGUUGCCGUGACGCGCACUCACGGCGACGAGACGGUGAAGUUAACCUGCCGAGUCUGCGCCAAGGUUGUUCGGCAGGAGUCUACCACAGUCAUCAUGAAGCACGUCUACAGCCAUCUGCACGCUGGCACCUCGUCUGCACGAGCUUCGAGCGAGGUGGGCGGACUCAGUGAUGCGGAGGAAACGUCAGCUCUGACGUCACCGCGCCCGUUGCGCAUUCCCACAUUGGCGGAGGUGCAGCAGUGGAGUGCAUCGCUGUCCCAGCACGCGUACGUGGCGAAGUUAACGGAGCACUUCUUCACCCUCAGAGACACGGAGGGACGGAACCCUUCCAUCCGCGAAGGUUCGACGCUGCUCAAGCGAGCCUGCGUUGAUGGUGAGGGUGGUGCUGCACUGCACGUUAGCUUAAGUGAGGCCACACCAGGGUACCUCACCUUGGCGCCCCGAGCACACGGUGACGUGUGCAGCAGCACAGGUGGGGGUCGGCAGCAGCUGCCGCCUGUGCGGUUGUCUGUCACCCUUAAGCCCGCCUACACUGCUCGUGGCUAUCGCGUAGUGCUGCUGAUGGCUGUGGCAGAGACGGCCGCCUCCAGAGAGCCUCAUUUGCCUUCGCCAGCUGGGGCGAGCGGCGCAGUUAAUGGAGAGACCCAAAGUGCAGCGAUGAGACCGCUGAGGCACGGGUGCGACGCAGAGCCUGGCUUGAUUUCUCCCGCUACCGUGCACUCCCCACAGCUGUGGUCAUACACGCAGGUGAUCGCCACCAUUGUCGGCUACGAUGGUGGCGCGGAGAGCCACCACGUGUGCGUCGACCAGGAAUGCAAGAAGCGCACGUUACGGCUCUAUCGUCUACCGGCGGACGCCACAGCAGCAUCCCAGGCUUGUGCACUUCAGUCCACGAGGCGUCACGGUUGCCGAAUCGCUUGCAUAGGUGAUUGGGAGCUACCAGAUGCGGAGACGUGGGGUCGUGAGGGUGUUGCGCUCAUCUUGGCGGUGCUGCCGCCUGUUUUUCCCUCCACCCCUGCCGUGUACGUGCCUAGCGUGCGGAACACGGUCCUCGUUGGCCUGCACUCGUGCGGCGACUUGGGCUCGAACGUGUGCCGCAUCUUCCGCAACAGCUCAGCGCGUGGUCUGCUACUCGUCAGCUGUUGCUGGCACGCCUUGACGCCGCGGGGAUUCCCUCUCAGUCACGCACUACAGCGCCGCGGCUUGACCACUAACAGCAUCUCGCUCCUCCUCGCCACGCAGCCGCUGGAUGCCUGGUCAACGUCAUCGCCCGAGGGCCACCGCAGCUCCGCCAAGCUUCUCUUCUUUCGCAGCCUCUUCAAGCUCCUGUGGACACAACUGGCGAGGAGGUGGGAGGCGGGGCGGAGAGACGCGUCUGCGCCGCCCACUGUUGGCUGCGCACACGUUGACCCCCUGAACGGCGGUGACGCAUGCGCGUUCCCCGAAGUGCCGCCACAUCUCGAACCGGCCUUUCUUCGACGAAUCUCGCGCGACAAGGAAACGCUGACCUUCGCCCAGUUUGUGCAUGCUGUCGCUGCCGAGUACGUCUACGCCGAACCUUACAAGGACACCCCGUACACGCCGUGGAGCGUUGGGCAGUACUGCACAGAGUGUCGAGCGACGCAGGAGGCGUAUGUGCGGCACGCGCUCACGCAGGAGCGUCUGCCUGAGACAAUGGGGGCGAGCUUUGAGCAGGAGCAUUUUGCUUCCUUCCUCGGUCUAACAGUGCUGCGCAUGUGGAUGUGCCACCUGGUCGAGUCGCUGCUCCUGCUGGAUCGCACCCUCUACUUGCAUGAGGAGCUGUCGAAGUUCGAUACCCAUGGGGCAGAGGCACCAGCAGCCGGGGCGGAGAGUAGCGCAGUGGCACUUGUGCCGUUGUUUGACGGCGCCCUGUCGCCCCGUAUGUAUGGCGUGCUAGCCCGUCGUGGCGGAUCGGCGUGA